Messenger RNA from Penicillium atrosanguineum, 717 nucleotides. RefSeq names its product Smr domain-containing protein. The transcript is spliced from 4 exons. The coding region runs from base 1 to 717 and encodes 238 amino acids. Lineage: Eukaryota; Fungi; Ascomycota; Eurotiomycetes; Eurotiales; Aspergillaceae. The record is from RefSeq and is a predicted model, not a curated record.
AUGUCGCACGAAAUGUCCCAUCUGGGCCCGAGGGCCUUCAACCACGACCAGAGCGGUGACGCCGAGCAGGAGUACGAUCGCCUGCGCGACCUGGCGCGCCAGGAGGCCUCGAAGCGGGGACAAUGUUUCGGCAGGUCGAAAGAUGCUUAUUCAAGCGGUGAUGGCGCGGCCGCGAAGCAGCUCUCCGAGGAGGGCAAGGCGCAUGGUCGCAAGAUGGAGGAGUAUAACAAGCAGGCGUCCGAGUUCAUUUUCCGCGAAAAUAACGCCAGCGGACGCGUCGCGGAAGACACCAUCGACCUGCAUGGGCAGUUCGUCGAGGAGGCCGAGGAGAUUCUGGAAGAGCGCAUCCGCUACGCCAAGUCUCACGGCCAGAACCACUUGCAUGUCAUCGUCGGCAAGGGUAACCACUCCUCAGGCCAUAUCCAGAAGAUCAAGCCGCGCGUUGAGCAGGUCUGCCGCGAACUGGGUCUCCAAUACGCCACCGAGGACAACGCCGGUCGUAUCUACAUCAACCUGACCGGCGGCGAGGCUGUCAUGCCUCCCUAUCAACCUCAUCAGCAGACCCAGCAUGGCUCCCACCAGCAGUAUCCCGGCCAGCAGCAGCAGACACACCAGCAACAGCAACCGCAGCAGGAAGACAACAUCGAGCAGGCUGUCAAUGCGCUGUUGCCCAAGAUUAUGCGCAAGCUCGAAAAGGCUUGCUGUGUGGUUAUGUAA